AUGGAUGCGCUUGUCGCAAGGUACAGCCGUCCGGCUUACCAGCAGAAUGAGCUCUUCUCGGAAGAGGAACAGCAAGACCUUUGCGAAACCCAGCCUCCUUUGUCUCUCAAGUUCGCCAUGCCUCCAGUAGCUCAUCCCUCCUCCUGGCUCCGCGCCGCAACCGACGACCGCGCCAACCCUUCGUGCCCCAUCAAGAUCGCCCACGGCACGACCACACUCGCCUUCCGGUUCCAGGGCGGCAUCAUCGUGGCGACGGACUCUCGCGCGACCGCCGGCAACUGGAUCGCCUCGCAAACAGUCAAGAAGGUGAUCGAGAUCAACAGCGACCUGCUGGGCACCAUGGCGGGCGGCGCGGCCGACUGCCAGUACUGGCUGGCGUGGCUGGGCAUGCAGUGCCGGCUGCACGAGCUGCGGCACAAGCGCCGCAUCAGUGUCGCGGCGGCCUCCAAGAUCCUGGCCAACCUGGUGUACCAGUACAAGGGCAUGGGCCUGUCCAUGGGCACCAUGUGCGCCGGCGUCACCAAGGAGGAAGGGCCCGCGCUUUACUACAUUGAUUCGGACGGCACCCGGCUGGCGGGUAACCUGUUCUGCGUCGGAUCCGGUCAGACUUUUGCCUAUGGCGUCCUGGAUGCCGAGUACAGAUACGACCUGACGACGGAGGAGGCGCUCGAGCUGGGCAGCAGGAGCAUUUUGGCCGCUACACAUCGUGAUGCCUACUCUGGUGGCUUCAUCAACUUGUACCACGUCAAGGAGUCGGGAUGGGAGAAGCACGGCUUCAACGACACGAACCCUAUCUUCUGGAAGACCAAGCUGGAGAAGGGCGAGUUUAGCAACGUCACGAGCGACUUCAACGAGGAUGUUUCGACCCGCGUUUAA
This is a messenger RNA of Neurospora tetraspora, 876 nucleotides long. Its product is annotated as proteasome component PRE2 precursor. Lineage: Eukaryota; Fungi; Ascomycota; Sordariomycetes; Sordariales; Sordariaceae. Gene Ontology annotation, molecular function: threonine-type endopeptidase activity. The transcript is spliced from 2 exons. Bases 1 to 876 code for a protein of 291 amino acids. Gene Ontology annotation, cellular component: proteasome core complex. The record is from RefSeq and is a predicted model, not a curated record.